Molecule: messenger RNA, 969 nt
Organism: Ficedula albicollis (Collared flycatcher)
Lineage: Eukaryota; Metazoa; Chordata; Aves; Passeriformes; Muscicapidae
Product: collagen alpha-1(I) chain-like
Exons: 13
Coding region: 1-969 (322 amino acids)
Source: RefSeq, a predicted model, not a curated record
AUGGGGACAGCUCGGGGGUGGCUUUGGGACAGCGAUGGGGUGGAGGGUCCUCAAGGUUUCCAAGGCCCCCCUGGUGAACCUGGCGAGCCCGGUGCUUCCCUCCUCGAUGCGGAGUUCAAUCUUUCCCCUCUUCUCUCCCCGCAGGGCGAGCCCGGUGCUCCAGGCAACAAGGGUGACACCGGUGCCAAAGGCGAACCCGGUCCCGCUGGUGUCCAAGGUCCCCCCGGCCCUGCUGGCGAGGAAGGCAAGAGAGGAGCCCGUGGUGAGCCCGGCCCCGCUGGGCUGCCCGGCCCUGCUGGCGAACGUGGCGCUCCCGGCAGUCGCGGUUUCCCCGGCGCCGAUGGCAUGGCCGGUCCCAAGGGUCCCCCCGGCGAGCGCGGCUCCCCCGGCCCCGUCGGCCCCAAAGGAUCUCCUGGUGAAGCUGGACGCCCCGGGGAACCCGGACUCCCCGGUGCCAAGGGUCUGACUGGAAGCCCCGGGAGCCCCGGGCCCGACGGCAAGACCGGCCCCCCUGGUCCCGCUGGUCAAGACGGUCGCCCCGGCCCCCCCGGCCCCCCCGGAGCCAGAGGCCAGGCGGGAGUGAUGGGAUUCCCCGGUCCCAAAGGUGCUGCGGGCGAGCCCGGCAAACCUGGCGAGAGAGGAGCUCCCGGUCCCCCCGGCGCCGUGGGCGCUGCUGGCAAGGACGGUGAAACCGGUGCCCAAGGUCCCCCCGGCCCCACCGGUCCCGCUGGAGAAAGAGGCGAACAAGGUCCCGCUGGUGCUCCCGGCUUCCAGGGUCUGCCCGGCCCCGCUGGCCCCCCUGGCGAGGCUGGCAAGCCCGGAGAGCAGGUGAGUGUGGCGGCUGGAUGUGCCCCCUGCACUGUCCUGGGAGGGGAUGCUCUGUGUCACCUCUGUCCCCAUCCCCUGGGGACAAUCCCUCGCUGCGAGGAGGAGGAUGAGGAUGGUGCCAGCCUGUCCCAGGCAGGAUGA